CGCGACAGGAAAUUUUAUCCCGGAAGUGCCCCGACUGCGGGUGGAGUAACACCGAAACUAAAUUUGACAGACUGACGAAUGUUUGCCAAAUUCUGCGGUCUGGCGGCUGUUCUUAGAACAGAUGAAGAAUUUCCCUAGCGGGUGAACGUAAACCGGAGGUUCUGGUGAACUUGUUUCGUUGUUUCGGGUGUAUUUACACGGAAACAAGCGCGGAAAUAUUUUCAGUUGUACCGUUAGUGCCCCCCUCCCCCUUAGUGCAAGUUAUUUUUGACAGCUGGCUUUCUCUUCAAGACGUCUGUCUGAGAAGGAGUCUGAAGCUUCCAUGAACAACGCGGGUGACCGUAGGGACAGUCUUCCCAAGGAGGCGCCCAUCACCGAGGUUUGCGUGGUGGAGAACAAGGAGAGAUGUCCACAAGGCUAUGUAGUGCUCAGUGAGACAGAAGAUGGGAAAGAUGGCGACCUCUGGACAGACAAGUUUUUCGGCAAAAAGGUUACACGAUACAUCUGCUUCAACAGAGCGUAUGCUAAUGGAGGUGGCAAUGUCCUUGCAGAUGUGGCCAUCCUGGGGGAGAGGGACAUCGUUCCAACAGGCUACUCACAGAUCAAUGCAACAGCAGACACAGGAGAAAUAGCACUGAAGAAAAGAAUUCUGUGUAUAAAGAUGCUUCCAAGGAACAUGACAGACUCGGCUAUUUGUGACAUUAAGUUGUUGGCAAAGACCAAGAGGCCACCGCCUGGGUUCACAUUUGUGGGGGAAGUGAACAGUAUCUCAGUGUCCUAUAAGAUGGGCCCUGUACAGAGAACAUCAGGUCCAGUCCGGCCCGCCCCAGGUCCUCCCCAGAUGACCAGACAGUCAUCCCAGCCCCUCUCACAGCAGCCAGUUCCUGCUAGUCCAUCUUACACUUCUGAUGUACAAAGACAAUACCAUACCCUUCCCGCUGACAUCCACAGACAGAGGGCAGACGUCAUCCCCCUCACCAGACAGAUGUCCACAGUCAAAAUAGCAACAGCUGUAGAUGGUAUCCCAUUUGAACUGAACAAAAAGCUAGGGGCAGACAGUAUCAAAGAUUUCUCCUUACCAGAAAUGCAAUAUCAAACAGAGCAAGAGAUUGAAAAUAAGUACAAGUAUGACUUCACAGCAGAAAGGACAGCAGCAGCCAGAAUUCCUCCAAACAUAUAAAAAAAAAAACUGCCUCAAAUGGACAUUUAUAAUAACAAAUCUUUGCAUGUGUGUGCUGAUAUGAUGUUUUUUGUUUUCAUCUACUGUAUUGUUGUUCUGGUCAGUGAAGUAUAAUUAUAAUUGCUCAGGAAGAAAUCAGAGUAAAAGUCAUGGGGUGUCAAUAUUUUCUUCUGGACUGCUAUUGUGUUCCUUUCAGAAAUAUGCAUAAUUAUGAUAUUUCUUUUGUCAAGACUUUCUUCUGAGUAGCCAGAGGCCUUUGUCCACGUAAUCGUUGAUGACUGAAUUUCUACUCUUUUCCUUGUCACUUGGGCAUCUAACAUAGAGUGGACAACAAAAGUCAGCCAUAGCUUUAACUAAUUAUGAUAUUUACAUAACAUGUAUGUGUUACUGAAGUCUGCAGAGUUAUAGGUUAUUCAGUUACUUGUACAUCACAGUGUUGCUUGACGUACAUUCUGUUAGUUAUUGGUAAUUUAUCAGAAAAGUUUAGGUUCUUUAACACCACUGUCUAAAUUGUUAUUUGGGGAUGCUGUUAGAAACUAGAUGCAAUAUUUUUAUAGAUAAAAUGUCUGCUCCAGCUUUUCUUGAUUGGACAGAGUUUGGGCCUCAGUCAAACAACAUGCUUAGGGAAGGUUGUGAGUGUAUACUGUAAAUUUAAAAAUGUUUGCAGUGAUUUAUUAAUUGUCAUGGUUUUUGUUGUGACACCAAAAUCAUGAUAUUGUGAGUAUGCAUUUCCAUUGUACUACUACUGUACAGCAGAAUUGUUCCAACUACAAACUGAAAACACG
Molecule: messenger RNA, 1965 nt
Organism: Branchiostoma belcheri (Belcher's lancelet)
Lineage: Eukaryota; Metazoa; Chordata; Leptocardii; Amphioxiformes; Branchiostomatidae
Product: multivesicular body subunit 12B-like
Exons: 9
Coding region: 323-1180 (285 amino acids)
Biological process (GO): viral budding; virus maturation; regulation of epidermal growth factor receptor signaling pathway
Cellular component (GO): late endosome; ESCRT I complex
Source: RefSeq, a predicted model, not a curated record